AUGAAGCAUAAAUCUGUCUUAGGAACCAGUGUUGUUAUCUCUCGAGGAUCCCACAUAGUUCUGGUUUCUUGUGACUAAACCCAAAACUUAUAUUAUUCUCUUAUUUUGAUGUUUGGCUUUAACGAUGAUAUCACGAGCCCUCUUAGUGCUCAAAUUUUUGAAUUUUGUGAUCCGCAACUGUUUCAAGAAACCUUCAAUCAGUCCUCUGAAGUCACCUCUACUUCAAACAUUCUUGACAAAUCUGGGAGCGGCCAUGGCAAUAACAGUGGUAAUUCAAAUACCAACACAACCACAACAACCGAGAAUAGUAACACCUACACAAACAACAAAUUUCAAGAUGAUGAAGACGACAAUAUUAAUGCAGAUAUGUCCACAAUUUUCGAUUCACAUGAAGAUUUUGAAAACGACAUAGUCGCUUCAAUCGAUUUCUCAUCAUCCUCUAUGCAAUAUCCAGCUCUAGAUCAUCUCCUUACAAAAACAAAUGAAGACCAGUUUGAUUUCGCACCAGGAGUUCAAGCUGUUCAUCAGCUUCCUAACAUAUCAUACUCUGGAGACACUCUGACUCUACCACAUGUUCCCUCUUUAGCUCCUCUUCCUUUACCAUUAGAGGUUUUCGAAGAAGAUUGUCUUUCUUCUGUCCCAAGUUACAAUAUUGGCUUAAACCCUACUUCCCCUUUCUUCCGUACAUCCGGUUUACCAACAUAUAUGGUGAAUAUGAACACCAGUUUAUUAUCUUCUGAUAGCAAUUCCGGUUUAUAUCCUGGUUAUGUUCAUCCGGGAUCGGAAUUCAACAAACCAUAUGAUCAAUUGUUGGAUUUUCAAGCUGAUAAUGGUGGAUUAUUCCGGUUUAAUCCAGACGAUCUCCAGGCACUUAAUAGCAUCGAGGACCAGAGCCACUUAGUGGUACCUCAGACGCAUCCACCAUUAGGACCGGUCGAGGUAACCGGUUUAGAAGACUCUACGUUAAAUAAAGUAGUGAAACUCUCCUCCGAACAAAGGAAAGAGAAGAUUCAUAGGUACAUGAAGAAGAGGAACGAAAGGAACUUUGGCAAGAAAAUCAAGUAUGCAUGUAGGAAAACAUUGGCAGAUAGUCGUCCAAGAGUUAGAGGAAGAUUUGCAAAGAAUGAUGAAUUUGGUGAACUACAUAAACAUGGUUCUUCAAGCCAUCAUUAUGAGGAAGACGAGGACGGUGUGGGAGUGAAGGAUGAGGAACAAUUACUAGAUUCUUCAGACAUUUUUGCACACAUUAGUGGACCUAAUUCCUUCAAAUGCAACUACCCAAUUCAAUAUUGGACUUGAUUUCAAGUCCCACAUCUUAAUUAAAGACUCAUGUUUAUAACAUGAUUCUUAUAGUCUUAUAUGUAAGUUAAAUAGUACUUCUAUAGAGCUAUUACUUGUUACUUAAUUAGUAUAUUGAUCUCUUUUUUUUGUAUAUUGAUCUUUGUAACAAAACAAACGAAUAACUAAAAAGAAGAAGAGUAUAAAGCGCUUAGGCAGGUUUGGAUGAAAUAAAA
Molecule: messenger RNA, 1514 nt
Organism: Brassica rapa (field mustard)
Lineage: Eukaryota; Viridiplantae; Streptophyta; Magnoliopsida; Brassicales; Brassicaceae
Product: zinc finger protein CONSTANS-LIKE 9
Biological process (GO): regulation of flower development
Cellular component (GO): nucleus
Molecular function (GO): protein binding; DNA-binding transcription factor activity
Source: RefSeq, a predicted model, not a curated record